Nezara viridula (southern green stink bug) is the source of this 4116-nucleotide messenger RNA. The record is from the annotation of a GenBank genome assembly. NCBI's taxonomy places the organism in Eukaryota, Metazoa, Arthropoda, Insecta, Hemiptera, Pentatomidae.
AUGGGAGCCACAACAGAGAUUCUCAACUUGAACGGAAAUCCUUUGAGUUUUGCCUGCAGUGCAAUAUGCUCUCUUUACAACUUGAGCCACUCAGAAGACAUUAUCCAUUUCGUUGCAGUUAGUCCAAUCUUAGCAAAAAUACGUUACCUCGAAUGUGCACCCAAACAUUUUAGAUUCACAAAACCACAGUACAAUGCUAGCAUUCCAGAAAACUCGGCUGGUAAGGCUUUUGUCACAGCUGAGGAAAAGAUGGGAAUUUAUAGGGGUGACGAAGAUAUUGAAAUUAGAUACAAAAUCGUUUCUGGUGACAAAGAAAAGUUCUUUAAAGCCGAAGAGAGACUUGUGGGUGAUUUUUGGUUUCUCCUCCUCCGAACAAGAACAGGAAACAUUGAUGUUCUUAACAGGGAGAGAAAAGAACGUUACACCUUAGAGAUAAAAGCAACUGCUACCAAAAGAGACGGGAAGAAAGCGUACUAUGCAGAAGCAGAAACCGUUGUAAUCGUUACAAUUCUAGACGUCAAUGAUCUUAAUCCACUAUUUUAUCCCACUGAAUACGAGGAAAUCGUUCCGGAAGACAUGCCUUUACACCAAAGUAUCUUAAGGGUUUCAGCUGAAGAUGCAGACUUAGGAAGGAACGGUGAAAUAUAUUACAGUUUUCAAGAGAACUCUAAGCAGUUUGCAAUACAUCCUACAACUGGUAUUGUUACCCUUACAAGGCCUUUGAGGCACACUGAAAAGCCGAUCCAGGAACUGACAGUACUUGCUCGGGAUCGGGGUGCCGUCUUCAAGGGAGGUGGUAAGCCCAGCACGGCAAAACUAAAGAUCAUUGUUAAGCCUGUCAAUUUAUAUGCUCCUGAAAUAUCUAUUCAGCAUCUACCUGAUAUCGUUGAAAACUCCAAUACAGACGUCUAUGCUAUAGUAAAAGUAACAGAUCCAGACGAAGGCAUACACGGUUUUAUAAGAAGUUUAGAUAUUGUUGACGGGGAUCCAGAUGGGCAUUUUCGAGUUAAACAGUAUGGAACUGCUGCUCCUCAAGUUUCUGAAUUUACUAUUGAAGUCCUGAAAUUGCUAGAUAGGGAAAUCGCACCUCGAGGCUAUAAUCUCACUUUGCGUGCUGUGGAUAGGGGAAUCCCGCCUCGGCAGACCUACAAAUCUGUGCCAGUGAAUCUUGUCGAUCAAAACGACAACGCUCCUAUAUUCGAUAGGGAAAUUUACGAAGUAGAUAUCCUCGAAACUGCUCCUAUCAAUUCUCCCAUAAUUAGACUUAAAGUAACUGAUGCGGACCAAGGAAAAAAUGCACAAACUUAUUUAGAAAUAGUUGGAGGAAACGAAGGAGACGAAUUUCGUAUCAAUCCAGAUACAGGGAUGCUUUACACCAACGUUUUAGUUGAUGCAGAAGUAAAAUCAUUUUAUACCCUAACUGUUACAGCCAUUGACCAAGGAAAUACAGGCACAAGGAAACAAUCUUCUGCCAAAGUGAAAAUAAACGUAGUGGACACCAAUGAUAAUGAUCCAUUAUUCGAAACUUCCGAUUUAGAAGUUGAAAUAUCGGAAAAUUCGCCUGCUGGAACUUCCGUUACAAAAAUGAUUGCUAAAGAUAAAGACUCCGGAGAAAAUUCCUAUAUUUCUUAUAGUAUUGUAAACCUAAACUCUGUGCCUUUCGAAAUUGAUCAUUUUACCGGAGUCGUAAAAACAACGCAGAUAUUAGAUUACGAGUCUAUGCGACGUCAAUACGUGCUCAGAAUCAGAGCAUCUGACUGGGGGCUUCCAUUUAGGCGACAAACAGAAACACAAUUGAAAAUUCGUCUCAAAGAUAUAAAUGACAAUAGACCUCAGUUUGAGAAAAUAGAUUGUGUUGGAUAUAUUAGUAGAUUUCUUCCGAUCGGAACUGAAAUAAUCACACUGUCUGCUAUAGAUUUCGAUGCUGGAAAUAUUAUUAGUUACCGGAUCGUUUCGGGUAAUGAAGAUGGCUGCUUUUCGCUGGAUACCACGUCUGGAGUGAUUUCAGUCACGUGUGAUUUGUCGGAUGUUGCCGUCGAAGACCGAGAGCUAAACGUAACCGCAACUGACGGAACCCACUUCGCAGACGUUGUUCGUGUUGCUGUCAAGCUCAUCAACAAACGGACUUCAUCUCCACCUGGAAGGAUAUUGGCUGACGAUUCAGGCACGUUCGAUUGCAAAGAUACCGGGGUUGCUAAAAAGCUAACGGAUAUAUUGGCCGAAUCAGAAAGAAGCAAUUCCAUUGAAAAAGGCGAACGCGAAGAAUUCGCUAUGAUGCCUAGCAGAUAUGGUGAGAACAUCCAUUCUCCCGAAUUCGUCAAUUUUCCAUUAAGUGUUCAGGUGAAUGAGUCUGUAGGAAUAGGAGAAACAUUGCUCCGAAUCAAAGCCACAGACAGAGAUAGAGGCUACAAUGGAAAACUGAUUUUCGGAAUAUCUUCGGGAGACAUAGAUUCUGUGUUUCGGCUCGAUCCGGACUCGGGUGAAAUAAAAGUUAUCGGAUACUUAGAUAGAGAAAGAGAGACUCAGUAUUUACUUAACAUCACUGUUUAUGAUCAAGGAAAACCGCAAAAAUCUAAUUCUAAAUUAUUACCUAUUACAGUUUUAGAUGUCAAUGAUAAUGCUCCCAAAUUCAAAGUUCCACUGGCUAGUUUUCGAGUUACAGAAAACGCUCAUAACAAAACAGAUAUUUUUAGGGUUAAUGCUACAGAUUUGGACGAAGGAGAAAACGCUCAUGUUGAAUAUAACCUGUUGACAGACACAGAUGAAUUCAGGGUGGAUCCAGCGACGGGAAUACUUUAUGUUUCUGCUCCGCUGGACAGGGAGAAACAAGAGCUCUACGAGCUAGUUGUGAGAGCAGUGGAUUGUGCCGGUACGCCUGGCUCCAUCAAUGCUCUAUUUUCAGAUGCUAUAAUCAGAGUGAUCGUUGACGACGUCAAUGACAACACCCCCGCAUUUUCUCUCCCUUCGUAUUCUGUGAAGGCGAGGGAAGACAUUCCUGAAGGAAGCGUAAUAGCUGUGAUUAGUGCCUCUGAUCCUGAUCUUGGUUCUGGAGGAGAUAUACGAUAUGUUCUUAUACCAGAAACUGAAGACGAUGAUACGUUUGAAAUAGACGAGCUGACUGGGACCAUAAGGAUUGUUAAACCUUUGGAUUUCGAAGAUCGGCAAGUUCAUUCGCUGAUAGUCCGGGCAGAAGACAGGGGUACCCCUCCUCUCUCAUCGGAAGUGACCCUUUUGGUUGAAGUAGUUGACGUGAAUGAAAAUUUGAACCCGCCUAUGUUUCAUGACUUCGUGGUGGCCGCGUCGGUCCAUGAAAACCAGCCGGUCGGUACGUUUGUGGUCAAAGUGAAGGCUAUUGAUGAUGACCCAGCUGAUAGUGACGAUUCCAGGGUGGGAUAUUCCAUCAAAUCUGGUGAUGGGCUUGGAUACUUUUCCAUUGACAAUGAAGCAAAAUUUGUGAAAAAGAAUGCUCAUCGUGUCACUAAGUACGACAAUUUAGAACAUUUGUAUGACUUUAAUUGCGUUUCAUCCCCAACUUCUCUCAACGAAAUAAAGAAAAUCGAAAAGAUAAAUGACAUUUCUAUCAAUGUUUAUGAUUUUGACAACCGGUAUGGGAAACAAUCACGUGAUAAACUUGAAGAACAUAAAAUAUAUUGCUCUGAAAAUAAACCGGUAAGAAUUGAGCUACCGAAAGACCCCUUUAUCAGAUUCUCAAAUGUGGAGCGACAAAGUAAAGUACCGUUUGUCAUUUAUGCUGACUUCGAAUCAUUAUUAGUACCUAUAAACGAGUCGUCAGUAAAUAUGACCAAAUAUCAGAGGCAUGGUCCGAUAUCAUUUUGUAUAUAUGUAAAAGGAAUUGAAGGAGUAGACAUUCCGAUAACCGGACCGUACGUUUAUAGGGGAGCAAAUGCCGCUUCUCACUUUAUGGAAUGUAUUGUAAAAAUAGCUAACAAAAUACAAGAAAUUUAUAUGAUAAACAAAGCGAAGCGGAUCUCAUCAGAAGAAGAGGAAGAUUGGUCUAAAACUAACACCUGCUACAUGUGCCAAAACGUAUUUAAUGAAAACAAUAUAAAAGUUAGAGACCACUGUCACCUAACAGGAAUUUACUUGGUUAGUUGA